AUGAGGCCAGGCCUGGACCGCCGGUCAGGCGGGUUUGGGUUAAAGGGAGGUGGCUUGGAGGGAUGAGGAUCUAUCUUUAACUCGCUCAGUUACUCAGCGCUUUCUGCUCGGGAAGAUCGGGCUACCUUUCCCCCUGAAGGAGUAGGGAGAGAAAGUUUUUUUUGAACAAAAUGAUGGAAAGCCAGACUGAGGAGAGGACUCCGCUGCUCCCGGAGAGACGGACGGUUUCUGCCUUCCACGGCCGGCGGCUGGCCUGCGGUGCCGUGCUGGUGACGGAGUGCUUGGAGCGAAUGGCAUUUUACGGUAUCACAAGUGGCCUGGUGCUUUUCCUCAACAGCGAGCCCUACAACUGGCUAGGGGCCCAGUCGAGUCAGACUCUGCUGAUCUUCAUGGGCAUCAGUUACUUCGUGUCCCCUUUCGGAGGGUGGCUGGCGGAUGCCUGGCUGGGAAGGUUCCCCACCAUCCUCCUGAGCAUGCUCCUCUACCUGAUUGGAAUGAUGUUGUUCCCUUUUAUUUCAUGUGAUCGAACUCAACGUUACCUUUGUGGAGAAAUGGAGUACUAUCCCAUCUUGGACCCCAAGUGCAUCAAUAACAGCUCCAGUGCUUGCAUUUUUCACCGUGAUAGUUACUGCCGACCGGCUAUCUACGUGGGGCUGGUCUUAGUCGCACUUGGUGUGGGAUCUGUGAAGGCAAAUAUAACUCCAUUUGGAGCAGAUCAGGUGAAAGAUAGAGGCUCUGAGGCCACACGUCGAUUUUUCAACUGGUUCUAUUGGUCAAUUAAUCUGGGUGCUAUCGUCUCACUGGCUGGCAUUUCAUAUAUUCAACAGAAUUGUAGCUUUCUCCUUGGAUACAUCAUACCGACUGUUUGCAUGGGUAUCUCUUUCUUGGUUUUUGUAUUUGGCAAAUCAGUUUUUGUCUCAAAGCCACCGGAUGGUAGCUCCUUUACAGACUUAUUUAAAAUUCUUUUUUACUCAUGCUUUUCAAGAAAGCUGAAUAAUGAAGAAAAUAGCAGCCAGAACAACGGGAUCUACCCAUCAACUGUUAAACCAGGUUGUCUGGAUCUGGCCAAGAUUGUAUAUGGUGGUGAAUUUCAAGAUAACAAAGUGGAGGAUGUGAAGACCUUUGUCAAAAUAAUCCCAGUGUUCUUAGCACUCAUUCCUUACUGGAUGGUUUACUUUCAGAUGCAAACUACAUAUGUUCUACAGAGCUUGCACCUUCGGAUUCCAACAUUUUCUGCUGAGUAUAAUAGCAGCAACAUUAUCAAUUCAUUUGCAAGCUGCAAACAUCAUAUGCUUCCAGCUGCUUGGUUCACCAUGUUUGAUGCAGUACUUAUUCUGAUUCUGAUCCCAGUCAAAGACAAAGUGGUAGAUCCCGUGUUAAAGAGGAAAGGCUUGCUGCCUACGCCCUUGAUGAGAAUUGCUGUUGGCAUGUUUUUUGUUAUGUGCUCUGCAGUGGCUGCUGGAAUUCUGGAAGACCAGCGUUUGAAUAGCCUGAAAAACGGCACGAUUUUACAACAAAUCGGGGAUGUAUGGUAUAAUGCCGCACCAUUAUCAAUAUGGUGGCAGAUUCCACAGUAUGUGAUGAUUGGGAUCAGUGAAAUAUUUGCAAGUAUAGCAGGGCUGGAGUUUGCCUACUCAGCAGCACCCAAAUCUAUGCAAAGUGCCAUCAUGGGUCUAUUCUUUUUCUUCACUGGAGUUGGCUCCUUUGUCGGUUCAGGACUUCUAGCCCUUGUAACAGUUGACGGAAUUGGUUGGAUGAAUUGCAAAAGUGACUUUGGUUGGGGGAACAAGAGUACAACAAGACUGCCAUGCCUGAGCACCACAAAGGCCCCCACCUUUUACUACCUUUGUAUCAGCAGUUUGGUCCAUCCUGCAUAUGAAGAAGCCUUCAGGUCGUACUGAUGCAUCCGGUGUGUUUGGAGUAAGCCGUGUCUCCAUGAAACACAAAACAGCAAUUCCUCAUUUCCCUCAGAUAUAGCAAUCUUGCCCUUGGGCCCUCAAUCUUGUUCUCCAGCAACUACAUUUGCUAACAAGAUGCUGGGUAGAGGGAGUUUUCCUCUGCGUCUCAGUCUGGCGUGGAGUCUGCCCCCCCUCCCUCUUUUUUAGCCAUGGCGUUGUACUUUCGUCUGCUUAAACAUGCCGUAGCAGCAUGCUACGGAAGUUUCUGAAACCUCUAGUUUAUUAAGUCAGUCCAAAAGUACAAUGCUUAAAGAGGAAUUACUGGCUGCAGAUUGCAGUGUGAGUAAUGCAGAAGGACUAUAUUUAGAAGUUUUGUAAGUAACCUGCAACAUGUUGCUGUGGUUCAGAGGUGCCUUCUUGAUAUACCUAUGAUAAUUAUUCAGACUAAGCCAGCAUGCCUAUAUGUGUCUUAAAUGUUCCAUGUAAUUAGGCUUGUUGUUAUACAGACCCAACAACUUUUGUCUUUAACCUUCCUUGUAAAUUCAUUGUGUAACAUGAAUAAAAAUCUGCUUCUAUGUUGUUCCAGUUUGUUGAUGAAUGCCAUUGUAUAGGCAAACCAAUUACUUUUGCUGUUUUCCAUCUGAGAAUGUAUAUAUCAAAAUUCAAACUGUAGCAAUAAAUGGUAUAUAAUAUUGAGUCUUCUUCCAACCGAAAUAGGAAUUGCAGUUAUAAAAUGGUAUUGGCAAUUUUAAGAUCGGUAUAAUUCUAUAAUCUGUGCCUAAAAUAAUUUUGCACACUAAGGAGUUAUUUACUUGUUCCAUCUUGUGUUCCUGCCUUAAGCUUGAUAGUCUGCUUAUUUAGUUCCUUGAACUUUUUCUCUUCACAAUGCCAUGGCUAGAAUUCAGCUUCCCUUUUUCAAGCUUCAUGGGAGGCCAGUUUCCGUUAAUGAAAAUAGAAUAAAAAGAAUCUUCCUCAUUCAGUCAAAACACACAAAAAACACAGCAGGCCAGGCAGCAUCUAUGGAAAAGAGUAUAGUCGACGUUUCGGGCUGAAACCCUUCAGCAGGACCAUUCAGUGUUUGCUCACUCACUCAACUGUCAGUCGUUCUUACUCCCUUCUCGCUCAUCCCAGAUGUGAUUCGUACUUCCUUUUCACUCACCCCAUUCUCUGGUGUUUUCACUCCUUGAUCACUCACCCCACUACCAGUGAUCCUCGGUGCUCAUUCUGUUUAAAAAAGGAUCAUUUGGGGGGAUUUUUCCCCCACCUCCAAUUUCAGGAGUAUUUGUUUUGUUCAAUUGUUCUGACUUUUUUUUACCUGUUUUCCUAUGCCAAGUAAAGAAGAUGUGCAUAAACUUCAGGUUAUACUAAUAUAUCUUUAAAUCACAAUGUUGAAAGUGAUUGGUAUUCUAAUGGUCAGUAUAUGUGCUUUUCCUAUAUUCAUCUCCAAAAGGAAGGUGGAUCUAUUCCAAAGUACUUUGGAAAAAGCUCUACUACUGCUUUGACAUCCCUAAUAUUAUGCAUCAGAAAUAUACAGCUUGUUAGAUUUAAUUGCACCAUAUUUCAUGAUGCUGAGCAAUUACAGUUCAUUUGUCAAACAGAGGAAUAAAACAAUACUGAUGUUAAAUUUCUCAGCAUCUAUAAAAAGCAGCAGUAUCUUGUUCUAGUUUAGCAAGAAACUUAAAUAAUAAUUUGAUAAAUUAUUGAGAUCCCAGUUUUAGAUUAUGCAGAUAUUUCAUUCUCAUAAGAAGGCAUAAUUUUAUUAUAGUACUAUAUUUUAGUUCCCAAAUUUUAAUGAGUUUCCUGUAAUUUAGAGAAGUGCAAGUUGCCUUGCUGCCUCAGUCCCAGUGUAGUUAGUUAAGACAAUGGUUGCUACAUUUUUGACUUAAAUAUAUAGGUUAUUACACUAACUGUGAUGGAUGUGAAGGGAUUGUAAUCCUUCAGAAGUGUCAGUGGCAGUAAAGUGCAUUUUUUUUAAAUAAGUGAUAUAAUUAAUUGAAAGAAAUCUAGAAAUUUGAAAUGUAAUUCUAAACGUGUACAGAGCUCUCUGGGUUAUAAAUUGCCUGCAGUGUAGAAAUUUGGCUAUGUGAAUUCUCCCUUACAUUUUUAAAGCAUUUUUCAGGCUUUGAAUAAUGUUUCAUGGUGUUCAUUGAUAUACCAGAUACAGUAGAUAAUGUUUUAGUUUAAUUGUGGGUACUGCUUGGGUGACCAUUCAAUGAAAUGAACGACUUAUAGCAAGUGUCUGUAGAGUGAUAUGAAUUGAGUUACUAUAGAAAACAGUUUGUGUCUUACGGAGAAAUCAGAUUACAGGUAUUUCCCAACUAUGAAACAUUUGCUGAGAUUACCUAUAUUUGUUUUCAAGCAAUGUAUAUCUGAAACAAUGACUAUUUCUAUAAGUGAACAGCUUGAACAUUAAGUGCAAUUGAAUAGUUGACAGUUUUCUAUAAGAGUGAAAUCCAAAGCAAUGGUAUUUUAACAUAAAUAUUGCAGCAAGAAUUGAAAUUCAUAUAUGGUGUUGCCAUAGAUAGAUAGGCAAUAGAUGUACAUCUUCAAAAAUAAGUGUUCUAAUACUGAUUUACUUACAAAUGUAUAGAAAUUAACACUUUGGCUUUCAAAUUAUUUUUAAAUUUACUUCUAAAUGAACAUCAUGGGAUUAAUUUAGGUUCAACAUCUUUCAUUUUUGUGAAGUACUGUAGCAUAUAUAAAAUAGCUGCUCUUAAAUCUGGCUGAUUAACAAUAUUUAAUUCCAUUUCACUAUGGUUACUGCAUUUUAUACAAUGGUCACUCACUUCAAAAGGACUUGAUUGGCUGUAAGGUACGAUUUUGUCUUUACUUGUAUUAUUCAUGCCAAAUUAUUUUAGAACUGCAUCAAUCUUAUCCAGCAUUUGUACUUUUGAACACUUUCAAUGUCAUUGUGUCCAGCAUCUAUUCUAUACAUUAGUAAAACUUUAAUCCAGAACCCUUGGGUCAUUGGUGGAGCAGAAUUGCAACGUUUUUAGAUUGUUGUAUGUUACAUAUGUUUUCCCAAAAUACUUUAUUUUAAAGCUCAAAAUAAAUUUAUUAUCAAAGUGUAUGUAUGUCACAUGUACAGCCCUGAGCUUAAUUUUCUCCUGGGCAAACUCCCUAUAUAUAAUAUAUUGAAUAUUGGGAACAUGAGGUGAAGCAUCCUUGAAAGUGAAAUAUUCCCACAAUCGAGUUGAAUGAAGUUAUCCCAUUUGGUUGCAGAGUUUGAUGGCUGAGGGGAAAUAACUGUUGUUGAACUUGGUGUGAGUUCUAAUGGCAGCAGUGAGAAGCGAGCAUGGACUGGGUGGUGGUGGUGAGGAUCCCUGAUGAUGGAUGCUGCUUUCCUGUGACAGUGCUCCGUGUAGAUACGUUCUGUGGUUCAAAUGGUUUUACACAGUGGUAUAAUAAUUUUUCCAGUGAACCUAAUGAGUUUUAAAGGAAAUGGAAAACCAAACCCUGUGAGUUUCAGCUCAUACGUUUCAUCUUAUUUGUCAAACUAAAAAUGUAAAAGGACUUCAAAUGUUGCCUCUGGUACGAAUCUGACCACAUUCCUGGCCCCUGCUGUUGCUGGUGUUGAUUCCAGCUGCAAGCCCAGCCAACUUUGUGUUUGUGUCGAUCUGAUUACUAUACACAAAUGUACAGAUGAUGUGAACUAUGUACAGGAAUGAGUGAUCCAGAAGCCAAACCAUAAGGAUUUCCAGAGUUUUACUGUGCAUGGUUAAAGGAGCAUCAACAUGUCCAGUAUGAUUGAUUUAAACUGAUAUUAGAAAAACAUUUAUGUUGUAGAGUUUCUUAAUUUGAAUAUACUGAAAUUUUCUAAAGUUCAAUUAUUUUUCUUUCCUCCGACU
Hypanus sabinus (Atlantic stingray) is the source of this 5746-nucleotide messenger RNA. RefSeq names its product solute carrier family 15 member 4 (gene slc15a4). Lineage: Eukaryota; Metazoa; Chordata; Chondrichthyes; Myliobatiformes; Dasyatidae. Gene Ontology annotation, molecular function: transmembrane transporter activity. Gene Ontology annotation, cellular component: membrane. Gene Ontology annotation, biological process: transmembrane transport; oligopeptide transport. The transcript has 8 exons. Bases 171 to 1901 code for a protein of 576 amino acids. The record is from RefSeq and is a predicted model, not a curated record.